AUAUUAACAAAAUUUUCUUUCUUUAAACGACUUGUAAUAGUUUAGCAAUAUAAUUAAAAAUGGGUAAAUCUCGUGGUUACAGAUCUGGUACUCGUUACGCUUUCCAACGUGACUUCAAGAAGCACGGUGCUAUUGCUUUAUCCACCUACUUGAAGAUCUACAAGGUCGGAGAUAUUGUUGAUAUCAAGGCCAACGGUUCUAUCCAAAAGGGUAUGCCACACAAGUACUACCACGGUAAGACUGGUAUUGUUUACAACGUCACCAAGUCUUCUGUCGGUGUUAUAAUCAACAAGGUUGUUGGUAACAGAUACCUUGAAAAGAGAGUUAACUUGAGAGUUGAACACGUUAAGCACUCUGCUUGUCGUCAAGAAUUCUUGAACAGAGUUAAGUCUAACGCUGCUGCUAAGGCUGAAGCCAAGGCCAAGGGUGAACAAGUCAACUUGAAGAGACAACCAGCUAAGCCAAGAGGUGCUAGAGUUAUCUCUACCGAAGGUAACGUUCCUCAAACCUUAGCCCCAGUUCCUUACGAAACUUUCAUUUAAUCGGUUUUACCACUUACUUCAUUUAUAUCUUUUUUUAAAAGAAAAUUAUAUAAAUUAAUGCACAUAUAAAAAGAUAACUUAUUGUACAAUGUAGCUAAUUUGUAUUGAUAAUGUAUAGUGUAAUUGAUUGCUGUUGCCAUCGCUAGAGUAUAUUAUGUAGUGUGUAAGAAAUUAGUUAGCAUAGCUAUAGUUUGGCAGCAAUCACGUGCGCACCAAAAUGUGUGCACUUGUAAGGACAACAUUCAGAAAAAACGCCAGUUGUCUAAAUAUAGGAUAAUACUCCGCAGAUAAUCAACAAAUAUAGUAGACCUAUUGGGUAAGACAUGUCGUCACAAGAGUCUACUUCAGUAGACGAUACAGUAGCAGUCACACCAAGCAAACCAUCGAAUGUGUUUGGAAAUGCCUUACAAUCUUGGGUUGAGAUCGAUUUACCUUCACUACAAAAGAAAUUGGAUGAUCAAGGAUUACAUUUAAAAGAGGAACAAAAGAGUUCGUUGAUAAGCAGAAAGAACUUAGCCGCUAAGACUAAGGAAUUCAGGAAAUUAGACGACGGCGAUAAGUUACAAGAAUGGAAGGGGUUGUUGAAGUUGUAUCAAAAUGAAAUUGAUAACUUGACUAACAAAAAUAAGACCGUAGAGAAUUAUUUCUUUGGAAUAUAUAGAUUGUUGGCCGAGGCACCUGAUCCUCGUCCUUUAUUGGAGAUGUCAUUGGACUCAGUGUUAGAAUCAAAGGAGGCUUCUACUCUUCGCGAGCAAGUGGAUAAAUUGAAUAAUGAAUUAGCAAGAAAGGCUGAUUAUGACCAGUUAAAGCAAAGACUAUUGCAAAACGAGCAAAAGGCUGCGGAAACACUCAGUGCGAGAUUGCAAGCUAAAGAAGACGAGUUCAAAUCUUUGAUUGACGAAAAGCAAUCGAACUGGUUGGAAAAGGAGAAGCAGUUGCAAAACCAAAUCAAGAGAGCCCAGAAACAAAUCGAGGAAUUAAGAACAUCAAACGAAGUCACCGAAAGACAGUUGGAUAACAAAAAUAAACAUGACCCAACAUCAUCAGCUUCAAUCUUAGCAGAAUUGGACAUUGUUUCUAGAGAUGCAAAUUCUUCUAAACAAAGAAUUUUCGAAUUAGAAAAGCGAAAUGAGGAAUUACGAAGAGAAUUGUCUAAAUCUAAGAACGAUGUGGAAAUAAAUAGCAUCAAAAAUGAGUUCCAAACAAAAGUUUCUGAACUUGAAGGAGAAAACGCAUUGUUACUUGCCAAUCUCGAUCAAACAAGACGAAAGUUGGCUGACAUAUCCAAGGAGCACACUGCUAAAGUUGAUGCUAAUAACCGAGAGAUUUCUCGAAUGAACCAAGAAAUCAAGAGUUUGAAAACUCGAUUAGACCAAUCGUCAGAUUACGAAGAAAUCAAGAACGAAUUACAAUUGUUAAAGCAAAUUGAGUUUGGCUAUGAAGAAGUGCUGAAGGACGCAUCUGAAUCUCAUAUUGAUUCAAUUCUUGUAGAAAGAAACAAGGCACUUACACAAGAGUUGGCCGAACAUAGAUCACAACAUAAUGACUUACUUUCAAGAAUCCAGGAAUUGGAGACUAAUUUGCAAGCAUCCACCCAAGAGUUGAAUCAAGCGCAAAUGUUGAAUGAAAAGUUAGAAAACGAUUUGGCUGCUUUCCAAGACGUGGCAAGUUCAGCCAAGUUUAACGAUAAUGCUAGUUUGAUUUCGGGGUUCUCUCGAGUUACUAGACCCAUCGGAGGUAGAAAUGGAAGUUCGGUUUCCACCACCGCCGGUGGAAGCUUGCGUCCAGAAGAUGCUUCUAUUUUACCUAUAAUCACCAAACAAAGAGAUAGGUUUAGGGAAAAGAACAAUGAGUUGGAAGAAGAACUCAAAAAGCAGUUGAACUUGGUUAAUGAUUUAAAAAGACAAGUAAACAGUUUGAAGAAAGACAAUGAAGAAUUAUACGAACGAACAAGGUACUUGGCAUCUUUCAACCAAAACCAACAAGCGCAAAAGUCUAGUCUGGCUGCAAGAAAGUAUUUCAACCCCAAACCAAAUGUGGAUUUGGAAAACAAUCAAUACCAACAGUUGUACGAAUCUAAAUUGCACCCAAUUGAAAGGUUUAGAAUGCGAGAGCAGGAACGAAUCAGUUCCAGAUUAUCUCCUUUAGAACGAUUAUUUGUAUCAUUAACGCGAGCAAUUUUAGCUACGAGGACAACUCGUAUGUUAUUUAUGGCAUACUGCGUCGGGUUGCAUGUUGUGGUUAUGUGUAUUACGGUAUAUGCCAUGAAUUUGAAUGCGGCGAUGAUUCCCGAAGUUGGGAUGAAUGCAAGUACUGGAGGAAUGGCAACCAACCAGGCGGGCUCACCAGAUGAGAUUCGACACGCACUUCAACAACUGUAGUAUCGUCUAUUUAAUAGUUUAAUUAUAAAUACAACAAAGGUUUUUAAGUGUAACUAGUUACUCAUUUGCUCGUACCGAUGUAAAGCAACUCACGU
This is a messenger RNA of Spathaspora passalidarum NRRL Y-27907, 3018 nucleotides long. RefSeq lists its product as uncharacterized. The record is from RefSeq and is a predicted model, not a curated record. Gene Ontology annotation, biological process: intra-Golgi vesicle-mediated transport. The transcript has 2 exons. Lineage: Eukaryota; Fungi; Ascomycota; Pichiomycetes; Serinales; Debaryomycetaceae. Gene Ontology annotation, cellular component: Golgi membrane. The coding region runs from base 866 to 2923 and encodes 685 amino acids.